Oncorhynchus nerka (sockeye salmon) is the source of this 9748-nucleotide messenger RNA. RefSeq names its product hypoxia inducible factor 1 subunit alpha, like 2 (gene hif1al2). The transcript has 12 exons. NCBI's taxonomy places the organism in Eukaryota, Metazoa, Chordata, Actinopteri, Salmoniformes, Salmonidae. The coding region runs from base 126 to 2300 and encodes 724 amino acids. Gene Ontology annotation, biological process: cellular response to hypoxia; regulation of transcription by RNA polymerase II. Gene Ontology annotation, molecular function: DNA-binding transcription factor activity, RNA polymerase II-specific; RNA polymerase II transcription regulatory region sequence-specific DNA binding; protein dimerization activity. The record is from RefSeq and is a predicted model, not a curated record.
GACAUUGGUUCAGGAACCUGUUCUAGUUCAACCUCCAAAAGUACAAGUGGGACGAAAUGCUUGCGACCGCAUGACUGGCAUGUGUCUGUGAUUACUAGCAAGUGUCCAUUCAGAGAUUUUGGAUAAUGUUUCCUCAUUUAGGAAAUUCUCUGGAAGAUGCUUGUGAUCAAAAGCUCCACAAAACAAAGAGACAGAAGGACAGAAUUAAUGGACAGAAGAGAAGCAGGGUGAGUACGGAGCGGCUGCGGGCCCAGUCCCGUGUUGCAGCUAAGAGUAGGAGGGAGAGAGAGAGACGUUUGUUUGGGGAGCUGGCAGCAUGGCUACCUCUGCCCUCUGGUCUGACUGGCCACAUAGACAAGGCUUCUAUCGUCAGACUCACACUGGACUACCUGCGUCUGAGAGUGCUGCUAGACCAUCGAGACAAUGUCACACCAGAGACCAGGGUCUGCUCUGACACAGUCCACUUCACCAUGCACGGCCGAUACCCAAUGGCUGGGAUUUUCUCUGUGGAGACAGUGCUGGAGUCUGCUGUUGGGGGUUUCAUGCUCUUGGUGUCUCAGAACGGCCAAGUUAUCUUCACUACAGGGGACAUAAGGACACACACUGGCAUCAACCAGAUGGAUCUGAUUGGUAGGAGUCUCUUUGACUUCAUGCACCACUCUGACCAGAGGGAAGUCAGAGAUAUCCUCUCAAAAAUGAUAGCUACUGAGAGACAACAGCAGUGUGACUUCCUCCUCCGUGUGAAGAGCACUCUGACUUCUCAGGGUCGAGCUGUCAACCAAAGACACACACGAUGGAAGGUGAUUCAUUGCGUUGGGGUUAAGAAACAAUCUCACCUUCCAGAGUCAGCCUGUCUUGUCCUAAUGUGCCGACCCUUACCCAUCUCACAAUGCAUCAUCAGGGAUGCCAGCUUGAAUCGCAAGACCUUCCUGAGCGGACAUCACCCGGACAUGAGGUUCACCUACUGCCAUUCGGGUGUCAAGGAGCUGACUGGAUAUACAGAAACAGAACUUCUGGGCCAGUCUGUGUAUCAGUAUUACCACACAUCUGACUGCCAGCACAUUCACAAAGCACACCAGAGCUUGCUCUCUAAGGGACAGGCUACCAUGGGCAGGUACCGUCUGCUGCUGAAAGGUGGUGGGUAUGUGUGGGCAGAGACGGAUGCAUCGGUGGUGUACAACAACCGGACUGGGCAGCCCCAGAGUGUCGUCUGCAUCAACUACAUUCUAAGUGAGGUGGAGCUACCAGAGAUGGUGUUCUCACUGCAGCAAACAGAACCUUUACUGAGGCCCUGUUACUCUGAUCUCGUGGGGCCCAUCCUGCAGAAUGAGACCUAUCCUGCAGCAGAGACAGCUGUUCAUCUACGCAACACAAAAAUACCAACUCCAGAAAACAACAACGAGAUCCAAACCUAUGAGGGAUAUUCAGAGCUCAACCGAGAGGAUCAAAUGAACAUUAACUCACUCUCUGAACUAUGUGAGCUGGACCUGGAUUCGUUGGCUCCAUACAUACCCAUGGAUGGAGAAGACUUCCUCCUCACUCCAGUUUUAGAUGGGAUCUUGGCCAUGAUAGAAGGUCCUGUUCUUCCACCUGGUUUGGAAGGCCAUUGUUCCUUGGGGAAGUCCCCUAUAUCUGCUGGUUCUUUCACCACACAUCAAAUGAAAACCUUGCAGAUAGAGCCCUCCUGUGACUCAGGGGUGUCACAUACAGUCAAAGAGUCAGAGUUCGGGGACCAUAUGAAGUCAGUCUAUAGAGGAGGCAGUGCUGUAUUCAAGGAGGGCCCUGACCAUGCCGGAUUGGAGGGCCUUGUCCCGAACGAACAGUGGAGUGAGAAACACAAGUCCUGUAGACAUCCACAGGCACUUAUGGCUGCUGCUGCUAGGCUGCCUUACCGGACCGUGGAAUAUUUCCCCAUUCACCCACAAGAUGGAUCCACUUGCUUGUGUGGAUCACCAUCAAGGCAAGUGUUGUGGAAAUACACACAGCAGCCCAAAAUCCCAAGCACAGGCCCUCAGCCACCUUCCAAUCAUAUAGACGAGAUGUCAACAUGCCAUGUUCCUUUCAGCCUGCCAGUACUGAGCAGGCUGGACUGUGAGGUCACACUGGGGCCAACCAGCUGCCUGCUUCAGGGGUCAGAGAUCACCUCCUUCCUGGACCAGGCCCCCUCCAGAUUCUUACACAUGAUAACAUGGGGCAUAAAUCAGCUCUCCACCCAAUAUGCCCAUCCUUGUUACGCACCCAGAUCAGCUAUUGAAGUCAGCUCUGGCACAUCGACAUCAUAUGCUGAAUGGAUAACAUGAACUUGAUUAUCCCACGAAUUGUGCCAAUCUCUCCUGAACUAGGCCUAUAUGGUUACUUUUACUGGCAAUUUAACUAACAAAUGUGGAUGCAUAGCCUAGUUAUUAAAUACAGCACUUAAUUACAAUGAUCAAUAUUAAAACUGUUGUCUUUGUUUUGUUUACUGUACAGUGCCCAUACAAGUUACAAUCUAUUUGAGUUUUUCUUAUCCACUCGGAUUCUGCAGGCAAAAACUGCCAUAUAUAGCUAGCUCUGUUAUACAAAGAUUCUCUGCUGUUUUUAAACCCCACUCCAUGGUGAAAGUUUCGGUGAAGGAAGUUUAUGAUGAACCUUUUUUCACCAUGGAGGGGCGUUUAGUCCGCUACGAUCGCAACUGUCUGGGAAAUGGGAACUGAUCCCACCUCAUGUUGUAUAAAUCCAAAGCAAUUAAACGUAGUUUUGGAAUGGUAUAUUCACUACAGUAGUAAACUGGUGCAAAUAAAUCGAAAAGCAAAGCAUAAUAGCAAAUUAUUAACACGCAUAAAAUUCUUUUCUGCGGAUAAAUAUAGAUAUUUUCCGCAGAUAUUCCAACCGACGAGGUGGCCGAGUGGUUAAGGCGAUGGACUGCUAAUCCAUUGUGCUCUGCACGCGUGGGUUCGAAUCCCAUCCUCGUCGACAUUUACAUUUUUCUCCAUUACUUUUGCAAGUGUUGCGAUGAUCUAUUAGUCUUUACAAGAAUAACGGCGAAUUAUGAAUAAUAAGAGUAUUUGUAUUAUAAAGCAAGACAAGUGAAGGCUUUAUACAACCUGUUCAUAUAGUACUCUAAAUCCUUGCCUACUAUAACCAUUCUAAAUGUCCAUUUAAUGCAGAUAUCCGUAUAAUACGGUAUUCAUAGGAAGUGUUACCAAAAUUAGGAAAAAGAAGAAUAUGGAUAUGAUAACCUAUUAUAGCACUAUUAUGUAUAGGCUGAAUAAAAGUCCUGAUGAUUGUGUUUAUGUUUAAUCUUAAAUGUUUAGAAGACACCCACAUUAUUUUGUUAGUGAAAGUGAUACAGUUUUUAAUCUGUAUGUCACAGUAGAAAACAUGGAAAUAGUCCUAUUUUACAAAUGUAGGCCUAGACCCUAACUGCGUGGGGGCGCUAUUACCCAAUAAAAGGCAAAAGGAGGCAGAUUUAACUAUUUCUCUUGGUGUUAGGUAUAGAGAAAUUGUAACGGACUAUUUUUGUAGCCACUAAAACAAGCUGACCAGACCUCACGCGCGCGUGCGUCCGCGUGUGCCAUCGCGCGUAUGUUGAUUUUGGCCCCCCACACCAGACCAACUAUAUUUAACUUGGGGACAGGUCGAAAAGCAUUCAACAUUUAUGGCAAUUUAGCUAGCUAGUUUAUUGUUACUAGGUAAUUUGCCCUGGAAUAUAAACAUUGGGUUGUUAUUUUACCUAAAAUGCACAAGACAAUUAAUCCACAGAUUAAAGGGUAAAAAUGUGUUUUCUAAUAAUCUCUCCUUCUUCAGGCUUCUUCUUUGGACUUCAUAUGGUGGUUGGCAACCAAUUUAAGGUGCAUUACCACUAUAGACUGGUGUGUGGAGCUUAGUUCAUCUUUCAAUCACCCACGUGGGUAUAUGCUCCGAGAGCAGUGUGGGUGCAAUGAUUGAAUAACAUGUAUGUGUACAUUUGGUUCGUUGGACAAAGCCUAUGGAGAAAUGAAUGGCGUUUUUGUAAGGUUUUUGGAUAAACACUGAAAAUAAGGUUGGCGGUAAACACAGACUUAGGAGAUCUUAUGAUACAUUUUGUUCCAUGUGAUCAUUUUCAUCAGCCAACUUCACUUUUUAUGAAUGUCGAAGCAUAUAUGUUACAAAGAAAAGCACUUAAAGGCUUCAUAAAUCAUAAAGGACAUGUUAACUGACUGAUAUUAUCUCAUAGAACAACAAAAUAUAAGAUCUCCUAAGCCUAGACCUUAUAUUUGGUGUUUAUCCCCGAAACCCUAUUCUUUCCCCAUUCCUUUUCCCCAUAGAUAUGGCUGAACAAACCAGAUGGAACUCUGGUUUAGGACUACAAGCUGGCUCGCUCUAUUCAUCAUCGUUUUCACGGCAUGAGGUGUGUCAGUCAAACAAUACAGAAAUGGUUUAUUGAUUUUUAUUCAAAUCCAAUGCAUACUCAGUGCAACGAAUCUAGAAGGACAUAAUUCAAUUUAGGCCUAACUAACAAAAGUGGGUACACAUUACAAAAGGCAACACAUUCAAAUAUUCUGCAAUUGGAGCAUUUUGCUUGCACAUGUUUCUUCUCAAUAAAUGUUAUGGGCUUGUUUCUCAUCUAGGUUUCUUAAAUUAAUACUCUGAAGUUUAUUCUGUUGAUUAUCAGUAACCUCAAUAACGAGGUCUACAAUACACUUUAGCACCUGCUAAAUUAAUAAUUGUUUAAGACAUUUUUCUGAUCGUGGCGAAAUAAGCACUAGCAGUGAAAUAUGAACCCCUUCCUCUCGAUAAAGUCAUCUCCCCUGUCUUCAGAAGCACUAGCAGUGAAAUAUGAACCCCUUCCUCUCGAUAAAGUCAUCUCCCCUGUCUUCAGAAGCACUAGCAGUGAAAUAUGAACCCCUUCCUCUCGAUAAAGUCAUCUCCCCUUCAGAAGCAUUUAUCAGAUCUUUACAACACCUAACAAAACAGCACUUCAUUUAUGUUGUCAUAAUUAAUAAGCACUAUUUGUAGAUUAACUUCAGACAGAGACACUAGAAUGUUCCGCAGGAGUAUGCAGGGGUUCAGUUUCACUGUGAUAGCAGCAGAGGCCAUCAGAUGGGUGGUCUGGAUCCUGUUCUUUAUUUAACCCUUUAUUCAUCCCCCCCCUAUUCAGAACUGUUCAUUAAAAAGUCAGUAUGCCCUCUAUUGGUCAAGCAGGAGAUUUCGCCUUGUUCUUGUUCUCUGAUUUGGAGGUGACGAUCCAGCGGUAACAGUCAGUGAUUCUCUUGUUUUGUUCUACAGCACAGCUAGUGCAGUACACAAUGCCCAGAGCCAGCAUCACCACAAUGAAAACACACAGGGGCACCAGGAGUGCUACGAGAAGCCAGCUCUUGUCCUGCUUCCUUUUGCCCUUACUGUCAGGCCGCUCUGCCCCUAAUGCGAAUGAUGUUGUUUGGGCUGGAAGUGGGACUCUGAGUGUGAUGGUGGGGGUGGUGGCGGCCUUAAUCUCAGAGUUACUGUCUGGGGUUUCUACCACUCUCCCAGCCCCCCUGUCAUUCUGGACUGCUGGGUGGUGGCUGUCACUAACGCUGGGCACCACUGAGGGAUCACCUGCUUGGCUUUGAGUGACAUCAUCUUCCUGAGAGGAUGAGCUGGGCAAGGGUGUGACAGUGUUCUGAGCGGGCUUUCUCCGUGUGAGAACAUCCCAGUGUGAGUUAUGGUCAUUCGACGGCCUGUGUGGAACCGGCAUAGAGGCUGUCUUCUCAGUAGGAAGCCUCUCAAGGCUGGUCUGCUCUGUCAGCCACUCCAAAGCUGUGGUGUCGGUAACCCAGUCUGGGAAUUCGGGGACCCAGGAGAAAGAGGUUUGGUAGGAUGAGGUAGCUGUGGAUGAAUACUCAUGUUCACCCUCUGGAAUGGCCAUACAGGAAUACUGGUCUGACUGCAGCUCGUACCCUGCCUCACAAUAGCACUCAAACCCACCAACAUAGUUGAGACACUUCUGGUGGCAGCUUGUGGAGAUCUGACAAUCAUCGAUGUCCUGGCAUAAGCCUGGAUCAUCGGGCAGCUCAGUGAAGCCUUGGCGGCAGUGGCAGGCAUAGGAACCAGGGGUGUUCUCACAUCUGUGUGCACAGCUGCUGGAAUCUUUGCAUUCAUCGACAUCCACACAUUCUCCGUCUUCAUCAGGCUCGUAGCCCUCAUUGCAGCGACACUCAAAUGUCCCAGGAGCAUUUACACAGAUAUGAGGGCAGGGCGCCUGCAGACACUCAUCAACAUCCAGGCAGUUGCGUCCACCAGGUGCCAACAGGUAACCAUUUGGACAUUUGCAGCGGAAACCUUUAGUAUUCUCUUCACAGUCAAACUCACAGUUGGCCGUGCCACAGGAAUGGUUCGGCUGGCAGGUCUGGCCGUCCUCUGCCAGUGUGAAGCCUUCAGAACACUCACAGUAAUAGUGUGUGUCAGCAUUCUGACAGAAAUGCUCACAGCCACCAUUUUCCUCUUCACACCAGUCCUGGGGGCCAUCAGAGCAGAGGGGGGCAUCCUUUGACCAGCCCACACUCCCAUCCUCCCUCAGCAUGCAAAGAACAGACUGUUCUCUAAGCUGUCUUCAUUAUCUGGGCAGGGCAAGGUGGCUACUGAACCAAAGGGGAUGUGAGUGAGGAUGGUGCUGAGCAGGUUGAAAGGGGUGGUAUACAGUGCAGGUCCCCCUCCCUCACUCUUCAGAGAAGGGCACAUCCCCCGGUAGUUGUAGUGACACAUGAAUCCAUCUACAGCCAGUGAGCAGGAGCCAUCCAGCCAUUUGAAGUUGUCGUGCUGCUCCCGGGUGUCAGCAGCAGUGUUGACGCUUAUGACGACACAGCGGGGUGCGGCACAGGUACUAGGUGAGUCCGCUCUCAGCCAGUUUCUGUACUGGGUGUCCUGUUCACCUGUGAUCCAUUGGAAUCCCCUGAGUGGGCGUGUGGCAGAGCACUGCCUGGGCUGGCGAUGGAGCCCAAUCCACAGUCUGACCCUGGCCCGAGGGCCGCGCUGCUCCACCGACGAAAGGAGCUCAUGGACCAUAGCCGCUUCCUCAGAACUCUUUAGGGUUGCCAGGGAACCACGUUUGUCCUUGCAGAACCUUGCAGAUUCCCGAAAAGUCUUACGUUGGAAAUAGACGGCGUAGCAGCCAUCUGCAGUGCAGAGGGCAUCUUGUUCCUGCAGCUCUUGUCCCAGAGUCCAGGGAGGCCAGCAGGCACACAAGACUGCCAGAAGAGCACAGGAGCGCAAGGCACAGCUCAUCUUCCCCAUCUGUACCAUUGUCUUUUCUCACCUAACUACACCUCUCUCUAAGUAAUACUUUUUUUCUUUCUGCUUUUUUUUCAAUACUCCACAACUUUUCCCCAAACAAAACUAUUCUCUUACAUUUAGUCAGAGGCCUUUCUCCUGAGCUCCCUGCUGGUCUACCUCUGCCUUGGUAGCAGCAUUCUAACUGAUCUGCAGGAGAAAGAAAAGAGACGGGAGGGAGGGGAGAAAGAAAGAAGGAGGGUAUGUAAAGGAAAAAGGAUUGUGUGUUUUUGGAAGAGGGGCUGGGUAAUGACUGACUGUGUGGAGGAGGGGGGGGGCUGCUGUGCUGGACGAUGGUUUUCUCUUGUGCCGUAUGGUUUUCAUAACUUUAAGGGAAUGACUCGCAACCCUGCUACCAACCACCCCCCACCACAACAAUUUCUUCAGCUCCAGCCACAAUAAUGGAAACUGAUUCAUUUUCCCAGUUUCUCAGGCGGAUAAAGAGUGGAGACUGUCAAAACUUAUAAUUGUUUUUGUUCUAAUGACCGAUCUUUCCUACAGUCUAGUCGUUUCCAUUCUCUUUCUGAUGUAUAUUCAACCGUGAAAACCAACCAUCUCAGGUAUUGAAUUCCAUGUCCAGAUUCUCGUAAAAAAAUUGUCUCCCUUUUUCAAAUGUCUGUUGGCUUUUACGUUUAGAGAGUUUACACGUGGCUGGAUUUAUCCCCCCCCCACAAAAAAAAACCUAAUAUGAUGAAUAGAUGUUCAUUCUUGACACACUCAUGAUGCCUCGAAAUGUGAAACAUUGGUACAGUGUUGGAUGAUUGGGUCAAGAUGUGUGACUACGCAGGUUUACAUAAUCUGUGGGAAAUGGAAAGUAUGCAGACAAAUAGUUUGUGUGCAGAGCUUUUUAGGGUCAGGAUGAAAAGGAGCAAGAGAGUUCACAGUGGCGUUACCAAUACCACUGUACCAGUUUACAGGUUAUCCAACAGUCACAGAGUUCAAGCAAUGGCUGUUUUUCUUCUCUUUGUCUAUUUUCCAACCGUCUCUAAAUGAAGUCCACCUUUGGUUUCCAAUACUGUGGGACUCACUACUGCAUCACUGUCACAUCAGGUAUUAGCCUGAUAUUUUUGACCAUCCCUGGGGCAAAAUACAGUAUGUUUCAAACAGUCUGAAAUCGUACUGGUCUUUUCCAAGUCAAACAAUUCUGGUUCAGGACAAUAUCCUUCCAGAUGGCUACCAGAUCGUAUUUUCCAUAAUGCUAGUAGGCUAGAUACAGUACCGUGCCAAGGGCUUAGUAUAAUACACAUAGAAGAAUAUGUCUUUCCUGCUGUUGACAUCUGGGUGAAUUUGUAUUGUGGGUUAUUUCAGGCACAUGACCUUCUGAGACGCCACAGAUGUCAAAAAACACUUAACAGAUCAGUAUCAAAACACUGUUUGAAUAUCUGUUUUUUUUUGGUCAUCAUUUCAUCUUCAUUUUGGAAUGACCAAUGUGAAGGUCCGGUUAGCCCUUGUCUGUUGACGUAGUGAUAGGAAACUGAUCAAUACCUUGUCUGCUCCUCCAAUCACUGAGUGUUUAGGCCUACAAUACAGUGUCUGCUCCUCCAAUCACUGAGUGUUUAGGCCUAUGCCUACAUACUCAUUGAGGUCAUCUGGGGCAUCAGCCCAGUGAGUUCCAGAUGUCUAUCAGAUUGACCUGCUCUGCUGGAUUGAGUUUCAGUGCAAACAAAUAGGAAACUUGAGCCUUAUGAGGUCACUUCCUGCUCCAGGUCAACUCUGCAGAGCUUAUCGAGCAUGCAUUCCUUUUAAUCUCUUUUUUUUUGUUGUGUUUUUUUGUUCACAAGUUCUUUUCUUGAUUGUUUUAUAAAUGAAUACAUCCAUUCUGCAGCUUGAGCUGCCCACACCUGGUGUUGAUGAACACAUGACCAAAAAAACUAAUAACUUACUCAUAAUAAGUGAAUGAUAACUAAAUAAAUAAUGUUUGUUAGCUUGACUAUCACUGAUUUGGCAACACUGAAUCAUAUAUCUUUACAUAGUUUGAAACUGUGAGUGCAGCUUUAAUUGAAGUUAUCCUAACACUGGCUGUCAGAGGAAGGCCUUAGAUAUUGUCAAAGACUCCAGUCACCCUAGUCAUAGACUGUUCUCUCUGCUACUGCACGGCAUGCGGUACAGGAGCGACAAGUCUAGGUCCAAGAGGCUUAUAAACAGCUUCUACCCCCAAGCCAUAAGACUCCUGAACACCUAAUCAAAUGGCUACCCAGACUAUUUGCAUUACCCCCCCCCCCUCUUUUACACUGCUGCUACUCUCUGUUAUUAUCUAUGCAUAGUCACUUUAAUAACUCUACCUACAUGUACAUAUCACCUCAAUUACCUCGACUAACCGGUGCUCCUGCCCAUUGACUCUGUACCGGUACCCCCUGUAAAUAGCCUCGCUAUGGUUGUUUUACUGCUGCUCUUUAAUUAUUUGUUACUUUUAUUUGUUACUUUUUUGUUGUUGUAUUUUUCUGAAAACUGCAUUUGGUAAAAAUAAAAUUUGAUUCGAUUA